Molecule: messenger RNA, 2310 nt
Organism: Cavenderia fasciculata
Lineage: Eukaryota; Evosea; Eumycetozoa; Acytosteliales; Cavenderiaceae
Exons: 1
Coding region: 1-2310 (769 amino acids)
Biological process (GO): actin cytoskeleton organization; actin filament organization
Cellular component (GO): stress fiber; focal adhesion
Molecular function (GO): actin filament binding
Source: RefSeq, a predicted model, not a curated record
AUGGAUCGUCAUAGUCAUACACCACCAUCUCAAAGUCACGAGGAAGUGAAUAGCACAGGUGAAGGUGUACAGGAACAUCAUCAGCAACAAAGGGAGAUAAUCGGUCAACACCAACAACAACAACAUGUAGUCAUGGAGCAUAUGCAGGAGCAGGAGCAGCAGCACCACCAUCACCAUCAUCAUCAUCAUCAUAUGGAGGAGGGAUCGCCACCAGGCGACGAGACUGGCCAGCAAGACAUGCACUCCCACCAUCACCAACAUAUACAUCAUGAACAGCAACAACAACACCACCAUGACGGUCACGAUGUUCAUCUUGACCAUUCCCAAGGGAUGCUGCACGAAGAUGGAGGACACCAACACCACCAACAACAUCACCAAAUGGAUGUGCAUCACCACCACCAAGAUGAACAUCAACAACAUAUGAUGAUGGAGCACCAACAUCACCAACACCAAAUGUACCAUAUGGUGGAUGACGGUAAUGCAGAUCAGCACCAACAUCAACAUCACCAUCAACAAGAACAUCACCAACAUCAACAUCAACAUCAACAUCAUCAACAACAUAUGCAUGUUCAACAAGAUGAUCAUGUUGAUCAAGACCAAGAACAAGACCAAGACCACCAUAUGCAACCCAACCACCACCACCACCACCACCAACAUGUAGUACAUGCGUAUGCACAUAGCAAGCGGUGUUGUGACUGUGAUUGUGACUGCGGUCAGAUCCUUUUAAAUACAGUGGCCGACCUUGUCAAUGAAAAGUUUGUUCAACUUUGGGAGCAGCAACAAAAGAUGUUUGCACACUCUACUCAUUUAGAAAACUUGUUGACUAGUGUCAUCAAUAUCAAGUAUCCUGAACUCAAACGAAAACAUUCUACAAUGACAUCCGCAACUACUCAACAACCAUCACACCAAUCACGCCAAUCACAACAACCAUCACAUCAACAAACAUUAUUACAAACUCAACCACAAGCAUCUCAACCAUUGUCCAUACAAUCAACACACCACCAUAAUAAUCAUAAUAAUAAUAAUAAUAAUAAUAAUAAUAAUAGUCAUUCAAGUCCUGCACAACAACAACUUUCACCACCACCCCAACAACAACAACCAAAAGAAACAAAUGAAUUAUUAGACAAGGAUAUGAUGGAUGACGGUAGUGGAGACAAUAAUAAUAAUAAUAAUAAUGAUAUGGAAGGAGACAUGGAACAACCAAAAAAGAGAAGGAGAAAUUAUUCUAGUGACAUAUCAAACAAAAUCAGUUCGUUUUUGGAACCACUAUUUGAAGAGGAUUGGAAUAUUACAAAGAAACAUGAAUUGUCAUUGGGUGAGAGGAUAGCGGCAGAGAUUAACGUUGAUCCGGCUGAAGGUGCAAGUAUUGUCAAAUCGUAUUGGCAUAGAGCUCGAGGCAACUCGAAACGAUUGUUUUCUCAAUUGGAUGACUAUAGAAUGGGGUUGGAGAGGUUGUUGGUUGAGGAUGCACAGACAUUCCAGAUGCUCUGUGACAAGUUCAAGUUUGAAAGUCGCGAGAUGGUAACAAAAGACUUGUCCGAUGUCAAUAAUACACUCAAAGAGAUGGCUGCCAGAGGAAGUGGUCGAACCAAUAUCAAAGGUAAAAAGUCACUUAAACGAGUACCAGAUGCUGGUAUAAAGACAUUCAAAGGUAGAUCGGCAGCUCUUUCCAACCACUUUUUUCACUAUGCCAAUGGUAAUCUCAACAAGGAAACAUUGGAAAUCAUCGACCCCGAUUUUACAGAAAUAUUUAAUCAACAUCAACAACAACAACUUCAACAUUUACAUCAACAACAUGUUCAUCAUCCUACUUCGGCUCAAAGUCAAAGUCAAAGUCAAAAUCAAUCAUCCCAACAACAACAACAACAACAACCACCACAAUCCCAACGACCAUCUCCAUCACCACCUCAACAACCACAUCAACAACAUCCUCCAUCUCAAUCGUCCCAACAACCGUCUCCACCUCAACAUCAAUCACAACAACCACAUCAACAACAACAUUUACAUCGACAACAAAAUCAAAGUCAAAGUCAAUCAUCCCAACAACCUCCAUCACCUCAACACCCACAACCACAACCAUCAUCACUUAUACCAUCUUCAUCUCCACCACCUCAACAACCACAACCACAACAAUCAUCAUCUAUAAUUUCACAUUCUUCAUACUCAAAUACAAAUUCUAAUCAAAAUAAUAAUAAUCAUUCAAGACAACCAAUUUCUGAACCACAACAAGAAUACUCUGAAAAUAUUCCCAAUCAACAACAACAACAACAACAACUAAAUGAAGAUUCUAGUAGUAUUGUACUACUUUAA